AAAAAUACUACACUUACUAUUGUAUACGUUCAGAACAACAAAUAACUACAGUUAUCAGCGCGGGUAAAACCACUGGGUUUUUCCAAAUCUUAUAAUUUGCAACGAACUAUACUGUAAUAUCUUCAUACAACGGUGUAAUCUAUUGUUUGGACGGUUCCUCAACCUGAGCCGAUUCUGGGAAAGGUUAACAUCAUAAACCUGGCGGUCGACAGAAAAGGGUCGUUUAGCUCGUGGCACCAACUUUUGGAUGGUUAGAUCAUCGAACGGCGUUCAUGAAUGCAGUCUGUUUUUUUUUUGUAAGACUAUACCUAUUUCCUUUCUUUUAUAUUAUUAUUAUUUCUUUAAAGGUAUUUUAUUAAACUUCAUAAUAUACUUUUAAUUAUUUGUGAAGUUUACAGUUCAUGUAUGUAGUGAACAAGAAUAUCACAGUAAAUAGUGUAUACAGGGUGGACAAAAUAUUAUUUUAGAUUAAUAAUUAGUUUUAGUGACUAGUGUUAGUGAGACAAAUGGAUCGAAGAAAUUCUUCUAGUGAUACUUCCAGCUGUUCUGACUCUGAACAGGGAAGAUAUGAAAAUCCAACGUCGCGACCUAAUCAUCGACGGAUUAGUCGUAAGCGCUCGUCUAUCCAGCCCUUAGAUGGGAGUAAGUCAAAGAAAUGGACCACUAAAAAUGAUUCCUAUUCGUCUAAAACAAACAAUGAGAGACCGUUACGUGCGUCGUUACGUAGACGCUCUUUGACUCCUGUAAGGGAACUGUGUAUUUCCCAAGAAGCAGGAAACACUAGCCAAAAUUCUGCAGACACUGUUCAACUCUCUGCAUUGUCCGUAGAGUCUCGAAUUGAACGUCUAGAACAAUUAAUAGAGAUUAUUGCCAAAAACGGGUCGCAAUCAGAAAAUCGACGUUUAUCUAUAAGAAGCAACUGUAUUUCUGAAUUUGACCCCGAUAAUGAGAACUUGUCUGCCGUGAAAUGGAUAGAGAAAAUCGAUCUAAUCAAAAACAUCAAUAACUGGGAUGAUAUGACCACUAUUUAUCAUGUGCAGUCACAUUUAGCGGGCAUGGCAAGGAAUUGGUAUCAUAGCCUAUCAAGUUAUCCAAGUUGUUGGAUUGAAUGGAAAACUCUUAUCGCUAAAACUUUUCCAGACCAUUUCGACUAUGCUAUGGUAUUACGAAAAAUGCUAAAUAGAACCAAACAAAGAAGUGAGACGAUGACAAAUUACUAUUUUUGCAAAAUGGAAUUAUUGAGAACAUGUCAAAUAUCUGGUAGCAAUGCCGUAUCAUGUCUUAUUGACGGUAUUACAAACGUAAGUCUACAAAACGUUGCUAGAGCAGGUUGUUACGUCACACCUGAAGCACUUUAUGAAGAAUACUUGUCGACGUUACAUGACGACAAACUACCUGAAACUUCUACCCAAAUAAGAUUCGCGAGACGCAAAACUGAACCCAAAUACACGGAUGUCAAAGAUCACCAUUUCCCUAAGAAAACUAACGUGAAGAAUGUACAAUGCUUCAACUGUAAAUUAAAAGGUCACUACCAAUCAAGUUGUCCAAAGGUACGAGUGGAAUGUACAAAAUGUCAUUUAUUGGGUCACGAAGCUAUUAGAUGUAAUGUUGGUGUUCAGGGAUUGUCAAGUAGGCGUCCAGAUCUACAGUCAACAGAAAUAGACAGCUUUGAAAGAGUAUUAACGGAAAAUGAACAUCUUAGUGAUCCCAAUAUGUACGAUGAAGAACCAAACAGUGACUACCAACAUUUAAUGGAUAAUAUGGAUAACGACCUUAAUGUAUAAUUUAAAAAACGUUUAAAAUAAAAAACAUUGAUACGAAAUAGGCGUGUUUUGUCAAAAACAACCCUUAACCCGAUUCUAGUGGUAAAAACGGUAUUUUAUACAAUUUUACCCUUUGUACACUGAGACAGAGUGAAUUUACAAUGAUAAAAGUAAAUGUUUGUAAAUGUUAACGGAUUGAGCAC
Messenger RNA from Psylliodes chrysocephalus, 1966 nucleotides. NCBI's taxonomy places the organism in Eukaryota, Metazoa, Arthropoda, Insecta, Coleoptera, Chrysomelidae. The record is from the annotation of a GenBank genome assembly.